Messenger RNA from Magnusiomyces paraingens, 3207 nucleotides. RefSeq lists its product as uncharacterized. Gene Ontology annotation, molecular function: metalloendopeptidase activity. The record is from RefSeq and is a predicted model, not a curated record. The transcript has a single exon. NCBI's taxonomy places the organism in Eukaryota, Fungi, Ascomycota, Dipodascomycetes, Dipodascales, Dipodascaceae. The coding region runs from base 1 to 3207 and encodes 1068 amino acids. Gene Ontology annotation, biological process: proteolysis.
AUGUUCAACCCUCUGCUUUGGCCACUAGUCAUGGCGCUUCUAGCCAUGCUUUUUGGCCCCGCAGCUGCUCACUCGUCCCAGAGAACCCAGCCUUUGACGCAUCUAUCACCAGUCCUCAAUCUUGAAAUAAACACUCCAGAUCAUACAGUUGCCCCAGAAGACUCCUUUUCAAUCACAUUAGAAAUCCCAUCUACAGACCACUACAAUUACUUGUCGCGUCGGUGGGUCGCGCUGGCAGAUCCAAACGCCUCAUCCAAGUUUCGCAAACUUGCAUCCUAUUUCCCAAUGUUUAAAGAUUACCUGUUCACCAGUAAUGAUUCCUCACAACAGUUUACAUGGGCAGACGGUUCCCCAGUUAAGGUAGCCCCGGCAUCAGCAGCCCUUUCAUCAGAAAAACUACUACACUAUUUAACGAAAAACUCGACACUAUUAGAAUACCCACAAGAUACUCAGGUCUUUAAAAUUACCCUCCAGCCUAAUACUGAACUCUCAGACACUUCGGCAAACGUUUAUACAAUUGACAGCAAGGGCAACAUGGUUCCUCACCCAGACUUUACACCAAGGGAUAUCGCCAAGGUUUAUAAGGGCAUUGCAUACCGCCAGGUAGUAUCACUUAACCCUUCUACUGGAUACCUCAUGAAAACAUUUAAGCGCGUGGGUUGGGCCCGUUUUGUAGUUGUACGAGAUGGUAAAUAUCCUCUUGUCGAAGGUGCUUGGAAGGUUGACGACGAGGAAGGACUUGGAACACCCGCAGCUAUUUACCACAUUAAUCCUCGAGACACGUUUUCUGCAGUUGUGCAGACUGAAAACCUGGCACUCCCCAAGCGUGAUUACGAAAUUCUCGAAGAUGAGCAACUGCUGCUUGCAUCACUUGAAGACAUUUAUGGAGAUGAAUACACCCGAAUGGUUGUUUGGCGUGAUGCAGAUAUGAGCCCAGUUAUGUACCAGAACUUGCACUUGUUGGAUGACAAUUACCGCGACAAUAAAGAAUAUUCUCUUUUUGAGACAUGGUCUCAGGGGAAGUUUUCCAAACGCGGGUCGGUCGAUCUGUUUGAUGAAAAUGACUUUGAAGACCCGGAUUACUUGUUUCGGUACCAAACCCAACUCGGGGGGCCCUCGCUCUUUGGCCGCUCCGGAGAUACCAAUGAUACUGGCAGCCAAGGUUUUUCAUCCGGCAUGAAUCUGGCAUCCACAGUUGGAGAUACUUCGGGGUGCCCCUCACGCCGCAUGAUUGCGCUAGUGGGGCUGGCCGGUGACUGUUCACUGCUGUCAUCGUUUAACAGCACGUCAUCGACACGCGAAUGGCUUAUUAGCAUAGUCAACACUGCUUCACAGAUUUACGAAACCCAGCUCAAUGUGACUUUAGGCAUUUCAGCCCUUGUUCUUGUGAAUGAAACCAGCUGCCCCACGUCGUCAGACUCAAGCUCAUCUACACCAUGGAGUUAUGAUUGUUCAACCAAUGUGAAUACGUCAAUGAGUGAUCGCCUCGGGUUAUUUUCCGAAUGGCGCGGGAAACGCUCUGAUGAUGGCAUAGCCGUGUGGACUCUGAUGACGUCGUGCACCCAAUCUUCUGUAGUUGGUCUUUCGUGGAUGGGACUGCUGUGCGGUAACGGCGCCAGCGGCUCGUCGGUGGCAGGUACAAACGUUGUUGCUCGAACACAGGUUGGCUGGAGAGUUUAUGCCCAUGAAGUUGGUCACACAUUUGGCGCCGUCCAUGACUGUACGUCAUCAGCAUGCACUCAAAACUUGCAAGCUUCAUCUCAAUGUUGCCCACUGUCGUCAUCAACAUGUGAUGCUGCUGGUGCGUACAUUAUGAAUCCGGCAUCGAGCUCAAGUCAGGAUAAGUUUAGUGAGUGUACAGUGGGGAACAUUUGCGGUGCGCUGGGACGUAACUCUGUGAAUAGUACAUGUUUGACAUCCAAUACAGGCGUGAAGCUGGUAACAAGCAACGAGUGUGGCAACGGCAUUGUAGAAGAGGGAGAGGAAUGCGAUUGUGGCGGCACCGAGGGGUGCGCCGGUAAUUCAUGCUGCGACCCGACCACUUGCAAGUUUAAAAGCGGUGCGCAGUGUGAUGAUGCUAACGAAGAGUGUUGCUCCGGAUGCAAAUUCCAGUCUUCAAGCACAAUCUGCCGGGCAUCGACAGGGCCUUGCGAUUAUGAUAUUACAUGCCCAGGAGACUCGUCGACGUGUCCUGCAGCCAAGUAUAAGGAAACUGGAACGUCAUGUACGCUGAGCAACUCAACGUUUAAGAACUUGGAGUGUAUUUCGGGACAUUGUACGUCGCGAGACUUGCAAUGUGUGACACUGCUUGGUAACACGACGCUGACUCUGAACGGGAACGUGGUGAACGUAACACGGUCGUGCACGGACGAUUCAUCGUGUCAACUGUCAUGCGUAGACCCGACUUUCGGAAGUAUGUGCAUUCUAACCUCGCAGAACUUUUUGGAUGGUACACCGUGUAAAAGCACAGGGCGGUGUUCGAUGGGCCGGUGCAUUGGCGGGACAUCAUCUGGGAGUGGGAGCGGGUUUUUGGACGACCCAGGGUCGUGGUUAUCGAACCACAAGGGCACAGUUAUUGCAAUUUGUGUAUCGAUUGGAGCUUUCAUUAUCCUUAUGAUUAUAAUGUCUAUUUUCCGUCGUUGGUUCUACCGGUACCGUCAGCGCAAAAUGAUGGGAGCAGCAUUGGCAGCCAACGCAAGACCUAAACCUCCAGCCGGUGGUUAUGCUGUCCCCCCACCAUACGCUGCAGCUGGUAUUUAUACUCAACGUGCAAUGCACCCACCGCCACCACCACCACCACCCAUACAAAUGCGUCAUGCAUCGGCAUCGGCAUCGGCGUCAGUUGCACCCCCUGCUGCAGCAGCUCCCAGCCCGUGGGGGUCAGGUGCAGGGGCCUAUUCCAAUUACAAUUAUGGCGGCGGUGCGCCUACGGGAUAUUAUCCUGAGCAGCCGCAACAGCAGCAACAGCAGCAGCCACUGCAGCAGCAGCCACUGCAGCAGCAGCAACAGCAAUACGAGAUGAGUAAUUUGGGAGGGACAGCAGGUAACGGGUACAAUAGUAAUAGUAGCUAUGGCGGGUACCGUGGUCAGGGAAAUGAAUAUAAUUCUGAGCCGCUAGGAUCUAAUAACCCGUUUGCAAGCACGGAGAACAUUUCUCAACCUCAACCACCACAGUAUUCAUACACAUACUCUGGUCACCAGCGAUGA